Messenger RNA from Motacilla alba alba, 6035 nucleotides. RefSeq names its product rab11 family-interacting protein 1-like. Bases 114 to 4265 code for a protein of 1383 amino acids. Gene Ontology annotation, cellular component: intracellular membrane-bounded organelle. NCBI's taxonomy places the organism in Eukaryota, Metazoa, Chordata, Aves, Passeriformes, Motacillidae. Gene Ontology annotation, biological process: regulated exocytosis. The transcript is spliced from 7 exons. The record is from RefSeq and is a predicted model, not a curated record. Gene Ontology annotation, molecular function: small GTPase binding.
CCCGCGCUCUCGCGAGAGGGGCGGGGCGGGGCUCCCCGGCCGCCGCCGCCGCCGCUCCCGGCCCGUCCCGGUGCAUUCGCGGCCCGUCCCCGUCCCCGCCGCUCGCUGCAGCCAUGGCGGGCGCGGCCCCGGGCUGGGCGCCCACCCACGUGCGGGUGACGGUGCUGCGGGCGCGGGGGCUGCGCGCCAAGGCGGCGGCGGGCGGCAGCGACGCGUACGCGGUGAUGGCGCUGGGCCGCGACAAGUUCCGCACGUCGGUGGCCGAGCGGUGCCGGGGGGAGCCGCUGUGGCGGGAGGAGGCCACGUUCGAGCUGCCGGCGCGGCCCGCCGCGCUGCGCCUCACGGUGCUGCACCGCGCCCUGGCCGGCGCCGACAAGUUCCUGGGCCGCGCCGAGGUGGAGCUGGCCGCGCUGAGGGACGGCGGCGGCCGGCAGCACACCAGGUGGUACAAGCUUCGCUCCAAACCAGGGAAAAAGGAGAAAGAGAGAGGGGAGAUCGAGGUGGAUAUCCAGUUCAUGAGGAGCAACAUGACAGCCAGCAUGUUUGAUCUGUCCAUGAAGGACAAGCCCCGCUCUCCCUUCGGGAAGCUCAAAGACAAGCUCAAGGGCAAGAGGAGCAGUGGCCUCUCAGACACGGCGUCGGCCAUCGUCCCCAGCACGUCCCACUCCCCUGCUGACAGCGAGGAUGAGGCAGUGGAGAAGGAGAAGAAGAAAUCCAAGUUCAAAGCGCUGUUCUCCAAGCCUGGCCUGCAGAAGACAUCCCUGUCCCAGUCCAUGUCAGUGCUGCCCACUCAGCAGCCCCUCACCCAGAGGGUUCGCCUGCGGCCCAGCGACUUCCAGGCGCAGUGGGAUGAGGAGGAGUCCGAGACCUCUCCUGCCUCAGAACGAUCCUUUGAAAGUGUGCCGGAACAGAAGCCAGCUCCUUCUCCUCUGUUUAAAUCUCGUAAACCAGCCUUUUUGGACAGUAGGCAGCUAACCCAGGGAACCACUAACCACACCAAAAAGGAUGGGCUCUCUUUGUUCAGUGGCCUUAAAUCCAAAAGCGAUCCCGUGUCCAAGUCUAGUCUGUGCAUCAAUGGCAGUCACGUUUAUAUGGAAGAGACCACGACGAAGGACAAGACUCCAACCUCCUCCCCCUCUCCUCACAACCUCAGGAGGAAGCAGCUCUUUGCUUCAGAGGAGAACCUGUCCUCCAGGUCCACGAAAUCACCUGAAGAGAUGGGGAGAACCUCUCCUGGGCAGGCAUUCUCUGGGUCCACAUCCUUGGAGACCUUCAAAUCCAUGACUUUACCGUCAUACAAACUGCUCAGCAGUGAGGAGCACCUGGACACCAGCGUUCCACCAAGCGUUGAGCCUGUUAGAGAGACCAAAAAACCAGACCACAAAAAGUCUGCCUUGCUCUCCCUGGUCACUGGGAAGAAGGAAACAGCGAAGCCCAGCGAUGCUGAGAUUAUUCCCGACAGGACCCUGCAGAGUGAGGAAAACACAAUUCUGGAAGAGAAGAGUGAAGAGGAGGCCAAAUGCCCUGAAGCCCCAGCAGAUGUGGGGAGAGGGAGCCCGUCAGGAGACGCUCACCACGCGGAGGAGGCCGCCACAACCAAGCAGCUGCUCAGCCCUUGCGAGGAGGAACGGAAACCUGAGAAAGCUGCUCCAGCCAAGACCAAAGCUGUGAAACCCAGACUGGGCCUGUCUCCAGAGGAGGAACCCAAAGCCACGCUUCCUACUCUUGCACCUGACCCCCUCCCUGCUUUUCUCUCUGUGCACCGUAUCAGCAGUGCCAAUAAUCCUUUUAUUUCUGAACUGGGCCAGACAGUCCAAGUGCCAGACUCUGAAAACACCACUAGUUCUCCUGCCUCUCUCACUUCUCCUGCUUUUGCUGCAGAGCUCUGGAAUGACAAGAACCCUUUUACUCCUGAGUGGGACAGGGCAUCCAGAGCCCUGCAUCCCGACAGCAUGGCCCAUUUCCCUUCAUCCCAUCAUCCUGCAGCCUCUGUUCCCAAAGUGCCUCUUCCUGGGCAGCUCUCUGCCAGGGGCAAUAAUCCUUUUGCUGCUGGCUGGGGGCAGGGUCCUGAGGGCUCUGAGGCUUCCCAGGGUCUCUCUGGCCCAUGCACACCUUCUGUCCCCUCUGACUGUCCUUUCAAGGACAACAAUCCCUUCGUGUCCAAGCGUGGGGGACAGGCAGUGCCAGCUUCCCAGGAUGGUUCUUCCCCUUCCUGCCUUCCUGGUGGGGAGGAUUGUUCCUCUGCAGGACGCCCUGCUCCUGGUGCUUCAGGGGGCUCUGCAGAUGUGGCUUUAACCAGUGAUGUCACAGCUGUGCCAGACCCUCUGGGCGCCUUGUCUGACCCCCCUGCUGGCCCCCCUGGGCUGGCUCCAGAGCCACACUGGGAUUCUGCCCGGCUUCAGCCUGAGGGUUCUUUGGAAAGCAGCAAGCCAGGCUGUGGGAAAUCUGUGUCCUUUGUCCUUGGGGAGUGGCAGGGUGUUCCCUCAGGUGAUGCGGGUUUGGGUGGGCAGGAAGGUGGAGAGCAGCCCCCGGAUUCCAGUGGGAGGUUACAGAUGAGUUCAGCAGGAGAGCGAGCAGGGUUUGGGGGUGAGCUGGGAGCAGGGGGUGACCCAUCGACAGAGCUCUCUGGGGACAGCACACAUCCCACCUGGAGCACUGAUGGAACAGCUGUGGAGGUCAGUGGUGUGAGCACUGAGCCCUGCACGAGGGGUGACAAAGGUUCUGUGUCUCUCUCCAAGUGCAGUGACAGCCUCGUGCCAGAGGCUGAGCGGGCACAAUCCCCCAAGAGCGAGCUCAGGGAGGAGCAGGAGAGCUGUGCUGGAAAGCAGUGGGCAGAAUGUGUGCCCAUGUUAGAGCCCCAGGCACCUCCACCUGCUGGAAACGAGCCACUUUCUCAAGUGCAGCCAACACCGAGAGCCUGCACGGUGUCCCCUGGGGAAGGGGAUCCAGGGAGGGCUGGCAGUGAGGUCCUCGUGCCCCCAAAGCCAGCCCCACGACUGGCUGUACUGCUGAGGAAGUCCCCAGCGAGUCCCCAGGCUGAGCUGAGGGGUGAUGCUCCUGCUUCAGGGGAUGGUGCAAAAUCCACCCCGGGGCUCCCGUUCCCUGAGGCCUCAGCUGCUCGUGGGUGCCUCCCUCAAGGGGGCUCCUUGGAGACUGUCACCCCUGCAGUGACACCCAGAGGCAGGAGCAGUGGCAGGCCUGGAGAAAAGGAAGGUGGUGCUGAUUUGUCUGUCAGUCUCACAAGUGUCAGGUGUGCUGUUCCUGUUCCCGGGGACCGGGGCUCGGCGCUGCCCGGUCUGCCCGUGAUCCCGGAGGGAGGCUCCGAUGACGAGCUGCUGGGGGACUGCCAGGACAGCUGCGGGGCCACUGCAGGUGACAGAGGUGUUCUAGAGAAUGGAGAGCAGCCCCGAGGUUUGACACCUUUGCCUGGAGAACAGAGAGAGCUCUCUGAUAGCUCUGCUGCAGCCCCGGUGAUCCCGGCUGCUCCGGGAGGAGGAGCAGGAGCCAUUCCUGGUGCUCGUGAGCCAGGGAGUUUGGCUGUGCUGCCUGCUGCAGUGGGUGCUCCCAGGGUGUGUGUCCAGGCAGCUGGCUCAGGCUUAGGUGUGAUACCUCAUUCCAGGGAGUGUGACAGUCAUUUUGAGAAACCAGAGCUGGAAAGGGGCGCAGGUGCUGCGGAGCGUGCAGAGUGUGACUUCUCUGAGCCUUCUGCUUUCUCUUCCUCCCUAUCAAGUCCUCGCCAGCCCCACUCUUCCUCUCAUUCCCUUCUCUCUGACACCCCGAGUCGUAGAGCAGAGUCUCCGAAAAAGCCAAGAGCCGAGGGCUUCGCAGAUAAAGCGGGAAAUUCGGGCAAGAAGAAACUUCUGCAGGCACGGGUUCCACCCUCUGAAACGUUCCCUAACCAAACCCCACGGGGUGCUGAAACCGUGUCUCCCAAGCACAGACUCCAUCCUGUGAAGCCAAUGAAUGCCAUGGCAAACAAACCUCAGAGCAAGAACCUGAAUGUCAUCAGCACCAUGAAUGAAAAGCUGCUGGAAAUGAGUGUGAAGAAAUAUGAUCCCUCAGACCCUGCCUAUGCCUACGCUCAGCUGACACACGAUGAGCUGAUCCAGCUGGUGCUGAAACAGAAGGACACCAUCACCAGGAAGGACCUCCAGGUGCGGGAGCUCGAGGACUACAUCGACAACCUGCUCGUCAGAGUCAUGGAGGAAACCCCAAACAUCCUCCGAGUUUCCAUGUCUGGCAACAAAAAAGCUGGGAAGAUGUGAAGGGUCUGGUGGGCAAGGACUGAGUUCCCCAGGGGAGGGUGAGGAGCUGCUGGUGCUGCUUGUGCUGCUCACAGAAAGUGACCUUUUCCUGUUCCUGCCUUGAGCAACCCUCAGAUUGAUUAAUAGUUCCAUCAGGUGUUGUAAUGAAGUCACGUUAUUUAUUUUUUGGUUUCUUCCCAUUGUUUGGGAAGGUCAGGCAUUAAUCCCAAGGCUGGUUGCGAUGGGAAGGAGGAGGGUUUUUGAUGUGUUUUGCUUCCCAGCAAGGCACUGAUGAUCCUUUAGGAAGAAGUUUUUGAAAUGGUUUUGUUUUGUAGCAGCUUUUAGAGAUCAAUUACUUUUCUUUCCACAUCUGAAGUUGUAGUGCAAUAUAAAUCCUUGUACAGUAGAGCUUGAGGAUUUGAUUGUUUUAAAAUAAUAAUGAACUACACUGGAGAGGUCCAAAGAUGGCCCAGCUUCAGACCUGGGCUGGAAUUUAAAAGGAAUUAAUGCCCUGAAAGUUGACAGUAAGCUGAUCAAAUCUCAGUUCAUCUCAUCAAGUGGACAUUCCCAAGAGUCCUUCAAGGGAAAGUUUUCAGGUUUUUCGGAGUAGGAGUCACUGAGUUCACGGUAUGUUUCUACCAUAGGAAUGGCGUCAAUGAAUUUAGGCCAAAGGUACAUUUUAAAUCAGAAAUUGUUCUCUCAGUGUCUUAACUUUCUGCUCUAGAGGUUGUUCAGAGCAGGCAGAGGCUGCCCUGGCUCUGCUCUCACCCCUUGUGCCCUGUGGGAGCUCUGUGCCCAUUUUUACACUGAUUGAGGACACAGAAAUCCUUUGAGGGUUGGAGCUGGGGCUCACCUUGAAGGCCCUUCCUAAGGUACAUUUUAAAUCAGAAAUUCUUCUCUUAGUAUGUUAAAUUUCUGCUCUGGAGUUUGUUCAGAGCAGGCAGAGGCUGCCCUGCUCUCACGCCUUGUGCCCUGUGGGAGCUCUGUGACCUUUUCCCUUUUACACUACAGUGAGGACACAGAAAUCCUUUGGGGGUCGGAGCUGGGCUCACCCUGAAGGCCCUUCCUAAGGUACAUUUUAAAUCAGAAAUUCUUCUCUCAGUGUGUUAAAUUUCUGCUCUGGAGGUUGUUCUGAGCUGGGCUCACCCUGAAGGCCCUUCCAAGGUGAUCAGCCUUGCAGUGCUUUUUGCUGUCACUGCCCACAGGGGCUCCUGCCUGCUCUGCUCCUCGCUGCUCGCAGAGGGAGGAAAGCCUUGUGUGGCUGAGGGAGCUGGGUGUGCUGGAGAGCCCAGAGCUCCUGGGGGGUCUCCGGGGUGUUCUCCCCAUCCCCUCAGGCUGCAGGAGCAGCUCCUGGCUGGGGAGCAGCCAGCACAGCUUCCCCCACUGCAACCUGACCGGGGCUUUGUGUGCCGAGCGCGCAGAUCAAACCCAGCAGGUGCCUUUUGGCACCCCUGGGAUUUACCAGGGUAGGGAGAGUCCAUGGAAGGCUUAGAGGGAAGCUGGAAAACCCACAGAGCCCUGCAAAGGACCAAAGCUUCAUGAGGACCAAAGCUGAAAGCUUUCCAGCCUUAAUCCUAUGGGAAUAAACACUCCUACCUUUGGAAAGUGUUGGGGUUUUGGGUCACUCCUGGCCCAGGGGUGAGUUUCUAACUCCAGUUUUCUACAGGGAAGCACUUUAUUGGGGGACUGGAGCAGCUGGAGGGACUCUCCCCCUGUGAGCAGUCUGCUCACAAUGUCACAAAGCACUGGAGAUCUCGAAUGCUGUGUUCUGUAGCAAGGAGCAGUUCGAUA